GUGUUUGCGGUGGUGGUGUUUUCCUGCAUCACCACUGAGGGCUACAUCAACCCCCCCGACAGCGCGGAGGCCAGGUGCAUCUUUAACCAGAAUGCCUCGGCCUGCCGCUACGCCGUGGGCGUGGGCGUGCUCGGCUUCCUGCUCUGCUCCGCCUUCCUGCUGGCCGACGCCUACGCGCCCUUCAUGAGCAGCGCGCCCGAGCGGAGGCACCUGUGGGGACGCACUCAGGACGUGCGCGCCAUCCCGCAGGACGCCGCCCGCGCCGCCAUCGCCUUCUCCUUCUUCUCCAUCGCCACCUGGGGCAUCCUGACCUACUUUGCUCUCGGCCGUUUCCGCCGCGGCGUGGCCGACGUUGCC
Molecule: messenger RNA, 357 nt
Organism: Menidia menidia (Atlantic silverside)
Lineage: Eukaryota; Metazoa; Chordata; Actinopteri; Atheriniformes; Atherinopsidae
Source: the annotation of a GenBank genome assembly